AUGAGGCAACGGAAGUUAUUCUUGGGCUUUGCGGUGGUUAUUUCAUAUUUCCUCAUACUGCGUGCUAUCGAAUUGGAUGAAGAGAAUGUACUGGCAAUCACUGCUGAAGACUGCGCUCGCAUCACAGCUCUUGGUAACUGUCACUGCGUCCGCGAUAUAAACAAUUUAACUGAAAUAAAAUGUGCCAAGUCAUCAGUAAAUAUUUCUGUGAACAGUGUGAAAGAUGUGGAAUUAAACUGUGGCAGUGACUUUUAUGUGAAUAAGCUCUCAAGCUUACCACAAUUGGGCACACUACGAGAAACUACCUAUACUACCACAUACAACUGCACACACAUCACCGAGCUGCUAGCCCAGUUGGCACUAACGCCAAGAUCAGCACUGAGUGUACAUGGUUUAAAAAUGAAACAAGUAACACUCGACAUUUUCGGAAGUGAUCUCAAACGUUUGCGUAACGUAUCCCAAUUAGAGUUACGCGGUAAUAUGAACCCACCAAAGUUGAACGAGACUAAGUUGAUGCGACAGGAGCUUGCUGGAGAUAUACUUACUCCAUUGCCCGGCCUUUUUGAACUCAUAAUCGACUUGAACUUUGCACAACUGCCGACUGAUCUAUUGAAACCGGUGCCAAAUAUUAAUGGUAUUUCUUUGUACGGCGCGCUAUUGACAUUUCCGAGUGAUGUAUUUCAAUAUUUACGACGCCUACGUCAACUCGAAUUGCGUCGCCAUCAUUUCGAGCAGCGUUUGCGUGAAAAUAUAUUUCAGAAUUUAACUACGAUUAGAGGACUUUACAUGAUUAAUUGCAGCAUAACAGCAAUUCCUGAGCAUAUAUUUGCGCCACUGAAGACGCUGAGGAAUCUCAAUUUAAUGGGCAAUCAAUUGAGUGAGCUGCCGCCUAAACUUUUAGCACAGCAGAAAGGUUUACAAACAUUAAAUUUGGCUGACAAUCGAAUACAAGUCAUACCGCUAGGAUUUUUUGUUGCAACCACCAGGCUAGUGAAACUAACAUUGAGUCGCAAUCGUUUGCGACAUUUGGCUGCCAAUGUACUACCGCCCUUAACGUCCAUAAUCGAACUAGAGAUUGACAACAACAUGCUACGCACAAUAGCUUCGCAUACUUUCGUCCAACCUAAUCGUUUAAUAAAGCUCGACCUCACAAAUAACCAACUCGAUUGGCCAGCUGAGGAAGAUUGCGCGAUAUUUGACGGUCUGCAACGCCUACAACGUUUGCUGUUGCGCAAUAACUCAUUGCACUAUCUGUGCGAUCGGCUGGGCUCCAGCAACCACUCAACCAACGCGCUUUCCGUGCUCGAUGUGCGUCAAAAUCAGCUAAAACUAAUCGGUUCACAAUUAAUCGACACACUGAAUACAAGUGAGUCCUUCAGCGCCGUCCAUCUUUCGGAAAAUCCAUGGGAUUGUAACUGUAGCGCUCAGCCGUUACUUAGCUUUGUCAAGAACAAUCGCAGACGGCUCAAUGAUGCGUCCGUCAUGCGCUGUGAGAAUGCACAGCUGGCGCCCUUGCUUGACCUCUCCUUUCGCGAUUUUUGCCUGCCGGAGGUGGGUGUGCGCACUGUUGUGGUGGUCAUAUUAGUUUGUCUAAUCGCUUUAGGUCUGACACUCACCACCACCGCGCUGUGUUACUACAAAUAUCGCAUCGAAUUGAAAAUCUGGCUGUAUGCGCAUCGUCUGUGCUUGUGUUGUGUGAGUGAACGGGAUGUGGAUCGUGAUCGCAAAUGGGAUGCUUUCAUCUCGUAUUCACAUCACGAUGAGGAAUUUGUGGAGAAAGAACUAGUGCCGGGAUUGGAGCAGGGUUCACCGCCUUUUAAGAUCUGUAUACAUGUACGUGAUUGGCUGGCUGGCGCUUAUAUACCCGAACAGAUUAUUGACUCCGUCGAGCAGUCACGUCGUACAAUUAUUGUAUUAUCACAGCAUUUUAUCGAAUCCGAUUGGGCUCAGAUGGAAUUUCGCACAGCACAUCUGUGCGCCGUGAAUGAAGGUCGCUCGCGUAUUAUCCUUGUGGUUUAUGGCGAAAUUAAAGAAACAGAGCUGUUGGAUCAAGAUCUGAGAGCCUAUUUGAAGAUGAACACCUACUUAAAGUGGGGGGAUCCGUGGUUUUGGCGUAAAAUACGAUAUGCGAUGCCACAUGUUCAGCGCAGCGAACUGAAACUCAACAGCAGUGCGGAGGAAUUGGAAAAAAAUUAGACAUGAAAGGAACGAACUCUGUUAACUGACUUUCAAAAAUGU
This is a messenger RNA of Bactrocera oleae (olive fruit fly), 2238 nucleotides long. RefSeq names its product protein toll-like. Gene Ontology annotation, biological process: innate immune response; toll-like receptor signaling pathway; inflammatory response. Lineage: Eukaryota; Metazoa; Arthropoda; Insecta; Diptera; Tephritidae. Gene Ontology annotation, cellular component: plasma membrane. The record is from RefSeq and is a predicted model, not a curated record. Gene Ontology annotation, molecular function: transmembrane signaling receptor activity; protein binding.